UGGCCUCAGCAGCUUCACCCGGCCGGUGCUCUCUAAACGGCACGGGACCCCGCUCACACGGUACCCGGGUGGACGAGAAGCGGCCCAGCGGGUCGGUCGGCCUCCCACUACACCUCUGCAGCACCUGGCCCCGCGGGACACACGUCCGAGUCCGUCAUGGCUCUGAAGAUUGUCAAAGGGAGCAUCGAUCGGAUGUUCGAUAAGAACCUCCAGGAUUUAGUACGUGGCAUUCGGAACCACAAGGAUGACGAGGCCAAGUACAUCUCUACGUGCAUCGAUGAGAUCAAACAGGAGCUCAAGCAAGACAACAUCGCCGUCAAAGCCAACGCUGUGUGCAAGCUCACCUAUCUUCAGAUGCUGGGUUACGAUGUCAGCUGGGCUGCUUUCAACAUAGUGGAAGUGAUGAGUUCUUCAAAAUUCACAUAUAAGAGAAUUGGGUAUUUAGCCGCCUCGCAGUGUUUCCAUGAAAGCACCGACGUCAUCAUGCUGACGACAAACCAGAUCAGAAAGGAUCUCAGCAGUCCCAACCAGUAUGACACAGGUGUGGCCCUCACAGGCCUCUCUUGUUUUGUAACUCCUGACCUGGCUCGAGACCUGGCCAAUGACAUUAUGACACUGAUGUCCCACACUAAACCAUAUAUCAGGAAGAAGGCCGUGCUGAUCAUGUAUAAGGUCUUCUUGAAGUAUCCAGAGUCUCUGCGUCCUGCUUUUCCCAGACUCAAGGAGAAGCUGGAGGAUCCAGACCCAGGGGUCCAGUCAGCUGCUGUUAAUGUCAUCUGUGAGCUGGCCCGUAGAAAUCCCAAGAACUACCUUUCACUGGCCCCUCUUUUCUUCAAACUCAUGACGUCUUCUACUAAUAACUGGGUUCUCAUUAAGAUCAUCAAGCUGUUUGGCGCGCUCACUCCGCUGGAGCCUCGGCUGGGGAAGAAGCUCAUCGAACCUCUGACCAACCUGAUCCACAGUACCUCCGCCAUGUCUUUGCUGUAUGAAUGUGUUAACACCGUUAUUGCAGUGUUGAUUUCUUUGUCCUCCGGGAUGCCCAACCACAGUGCUAGUAUCCAGCUCUGUGUGCAGAAGCUGCGAAUCCUUAUCGAAGACUCGGACCAGAACUUGAAGUAUCUGGGUCUGCUGGCGAUGUCAAAGAUCCUGAAGACCCACCCCAAAUCGGUCCAGUCCCAUAAGGACCUCAUCCUCCAGUGUCUGGAUGACAAAGACGAGUCCAUUCGCCUCAGAGCUCUGGACCUGCUUUACGGCAUGGUGUCCAAGAAGAACCUGAUGGAAAUUGUAAAGAAGCUGAUGCUGCAUGUGGACAAAGCAGAGGGAACCACCUACAGAGACGAGCUUCUCACAAAGAUCAUCGACAUCUGCAGCCAGAGCAACUAUCAGUACAUCACCAACUUUGAAUGGUACAUCAGCAUCCUGGUGGAGCUGACCAGACUGGAGGGCACGCGCCACGGCCAUCUCAUCGCCUCUCAGAUGCUGGACGUGGCCAUUCGGGUCAAAGCCAUCCGGGCCUUUGCUGUUGCCCAGAUGGCGACUCUGCUGGACAACGCUCACCUGCUGACGGGAAACACGCAGCGAAACGGCAUCUGUGAGGUUCUGUAUGCGGCAGCCUGGAUCUGUGGCGAGUUCUCUGAGCAUCUGGAGAACCCAGUGCAGACGCUGGAGGCCAUGCUCCGGCCCAAGGUGGCCACCCUUCCGGGUCACAUCCAGGCUGUGUACGUGCAGAACACGGCCAAGCUCUUUGCCACCAUCCUGAAGAGCCAGGAGGGGAACAGCGACAGCACCACGUCCGAGGAAACCACCCAGCUGCUGAUCGACCGCUUGCCUGUGUUUGUCCAGAGCGCAAACCUUGAAGUGCAGGAGAGGGCAUCUUGCAUACUGCAGCUCGUCAAAUACAUCCAGAAACUGCAGCAGAAGGAUGUAGAGGUAGCAGAAGAAGUCAGUGCACUGUUUGCUGGAGAGCUCAACCCUGUAGCGCCCAAGGCACAGAAGAAAGUACCUGUCCCUGAAGGCCUGGACCUGGACGCCUGGAUCAACGAGCCGCCGUCUGAAAGCGAGUCUGAGGAUGAGCAGCCCAAGGCCAUUUUCACGAAGGAGGAGCCGAAGCACGCUCGGCCCCGGCACACAGAGGUGGAUGAGAAGGAGCUGGCAAAGCGGAGAGAAGCCAGAAAGCAGGAGCAGGCCAACAACCCGUUCUACAUCAAAGCCUCUCCGUCCUCCCAGAAGGUGUAUCAGGACGCCUCUGGAGUGGAGCACAUCCCAGUCGUACAGAUUGACCUCAGCGUGCCUCUCAAAGUCCCAGGUCUGCCCAUGUCUGACCAGUACGUGAAGCUGGAGGAGGAGCGUCGGCAGAAAGAGAGGGCAGAAAAGAAGAAGAAAGAGAAGAAGAAGAGGAAAGAGAAGCGCAGCGGUCGAGGAAAGAAACACGACUCUGGUCCAGAGAGCGAGGAGGACAUCACACCUGCGCACAUGGUGGACAUCGUUACAGAGGAGAUGCCAGAGAAUGCCUUACCCAGUGAUGAGGAUGACAAAGACCCCAAUGACCCCCACAAAGCCCUGGACAUCGACCUGGACAAGCCGCUUGCAGACAGCGAGAAACUGCCAGUGAGGGCGCACCGGGCAGCAGAGGCCCUCAAGAGCCCAGUGGAGGAUGCAGAGGCGGACAAUGCUGGCCCGCAGGAAUCCAGAAAGAAGAGCGGCAAGGAGAAGAAGAAGGAUAAGGACCGGGACAGGAAGAAGAGCAAAGAAGAGAAAAAGAAGAGAAAACACAAACAUGAAGGAAAGGAGGAGGACCUCCUGGGAGGAGACGCCAAUGAGCCUGUGGCGCAGUCAGAAGAACCGAGUGAAGCGGCAGAACCGCCUGCUUCUGCCACUGCUGAGGUUUCGGAUCUGGAUUUCUGGCUCUCAAACGCUCCAGUCUCCUCUAGAACCCAGGAAGCAACAACCGUGGCGGCAGCGGCCGCAGCGGCCCCUACCACACCCACAGCACCCUCCAUCACGGCGCCAGUGUCAGAGCCAGAUGAGCCCCAAGAUGCAGAGAUGGAGGAAACGAAGUCCUCCAAGCACAAGAAGAAGAAGCAGAAAAAGGAGAAGGAGGAGAAAAAAAAGAAAAAGAAGCAUCACCACCAUCACCACCGCCACAGCGAUGGAGGUGUGGAGGAGUCUGUGCAGAACGGUACUGUUGAGGAGGACGAGCCUCUCCCGCCCAUGUCCAAUUACUGCCUGCUGGCGGAGAACGCCUACAUCAAGAUGGUGUGUGACAUCCAGGGCAACCUGCAGGAUGGCAGUCAGGUGGUGGUGUCCGUUAUAUUCGAGAACAAAUGUAGCAGCUUCCUGAAAUCUAUGGAGUUCAAUGUCCUGGACUCUCUGAACUCAAAGCUGCAGCGGCCGGAGGGCUCAGGUCCUCACGACGGCCUCACCGUGCCCUUCCAGCUGCCCCCCGGAGUGUCCAAUGAGGCCCGGUUUGUCUUCACGGUGCAGAGCAUAGUGAUGCCACAGAAGCUGAAGGGGACUCUCACUUUCAUUGUGAAGAAUGAAGACUCUUCUACUCAUGAGAAACUGGACUUCAAACUGCACUUUACCUGCACCUCCUACCUAAUCACUACUCCUUGUUACAGUGAUGCUUUUGCAAAGCUGCUGGAGUCGGGGGACCUGAAGAGCAGCUCCAUCCGACUGGAGGGAAUCAACAUGCCCUUCCAUCAUCUACUGGCCAGGAUCUGCUUCCACCACCACUUUUCUGUUGUGGAGAGGAUCGACUCCUGCGCCUCCAUGUACAGCAGGUCUAUCCAGGGUCACCAUGUCUGUCUGCUGGUCAAAACUUCUGGUCAGACGGUCUCCAUCGACGCAAAAUGCGAUGAGCCGACGCUGCUUGGGAAUGUGCUGGACGAGAUCAAGCAAACCUUCUCUCUGUGCUGAUUGUGUCUGCCGGCCCCACAGCGCCCCCGACUCCGCCAACGCCACCCUUUCUCUCCCUGCAACACAAUCCAAAAAAACACUGCUGCUGGCGCGUCCAGCAUCAUCCUAUUUAUUUCCAGUCCUGAGAUUUCCAAUACUGCUGUCCUCUUUGUGUUGUUCCUCCUCUGAACUCCCUUCUGGCCUCACUGUCGUCCGGCCUUUUUUAUUUUUUUUUAUUUUCCGCAUUUCCCGCAUCACCGUAACCCCCUUUACUCUAUCGGCUUUUUCUUUUUUUUUACUCUGUUUCUCUCAUGUAGUUUAAUUUUACGUUGUGAACUGGACUUUUGCUGUUGAUGGUUGAAUCGUAUUGUUUUACGUUUUCAUGUUUUGGUUUCUUGUCUGAAGCCUGCCUGCGCCUUCAUCUCUGUACCUUGUUUUGUUCUGAUUACUAAAGGAUCAGUGCUGCUUGUGGAAAAUAAACGAUGGUAGUCGCUCUGUUUUAGACCGGAUUGGAGCUGAAUUAAAAACAAAAACCUGUUUGCCCCAAAGUGCUCACCUAUUUACUGGCCUGAUGCCUGGAGAAGAUCAGACUCUGGGCAUUUGCAUUGACUGAAGAGGAUGAACGGAUGCAGUUUGAUGGUUUUUAGCGGGCUGUUGCUCUGCUCUCCUUUUGGCAGCGUUCAGGGCAGAGUCCUUGUUGGUUCGGGGGUUUUGAUCUGUGCCUUAGUCCGUUGAGUCUGACCUGCUCCAGCAUGAUUGAUGUAAUGUAGAGCUUGACUUCUCUCCUGAACAUAUCUGCUUCCUGAUCUAAUCAUGUGGACCUUUCAAGACUUGAAACGCAUCAUUCCUUCCAUCAAUAAAGGACAGGAAUGUUCCACCAAAAAACAACUAUUCUUCAGCCCAUUUGUGUUGCCGAUAUUAGUUAAAUGCUGUGGUGCAGGAGGUUGUCGUCCAGUUGUGACUUCUCAAAGAAAAAGGUCUGUUUGUGUCUAGUUGGACUAAACGAGCCUCCAACUGCUCCAUCUUUCAGUUAAUCUUUGAAUGAAAAAUCUCUGAAUUCUGCUUUGUUCUCCUUGAGUUACCAGAUUCCACCAAAACCCUUCUGAGUUAUUUUUUUUUCUUUUUAAUUUCCUUUCACUAGAAACACUGCAUCGUCUCUGGCAUCCAUGUCUCCUAGCAUGAACUUUUCCCCGAAGCAUCACGGCUCUUCUACUUUGUAAUGAAGUCUCUUCAUCUUUGUCCAUCUGCUCUUGUAGAUAACCGUGGUAACGACGUCUGUGACCAGAAGACUGGGUUAGACAUUCCAUUAGAGCUUCGGUCGGGUAGUGAGGUGCAAAAACGGAGGCAACCAGUUGUGUUUCAGGAACAUCCGUAGAUAAUACGUUGGAAAAAUCCCAGCAAGGACUGACCUGAUCGUGCAUUUUCCUUAUUGAUCAUUGUGUGCAUAUUUUUAGAUUAAAAUGUGUAUAUUGCAUGAUUAGGAAUGUACACUUUUUAUUUCCCUGUUUGUUCAUGUUUACACAAACAGAAACAAGUCAUUCCAUACUGUCCUUUUUUUCUUUACUUUUAUUAAAUUAAGUUUACUUGAUCUUUCUCUUUUUGAUCAUAUUGUGUUUUUAUCAAUUAUAAGUUCUGGCUAUUAAAGUUAUGUAAUUGAAUGUUUUACAUUACUGAGCACAGGGAAAAGAAAGGGCUUCUGUUUGGUGUCAUUACUCCCACGGGUGUGGGGCUAAAAAAGUGAUGUUGAAUAGAGGAGGUCACAUGAAGAAGCGUACUGAGAAACAUCCCAAAACUCUGAAGUUUCGUUGUAGUUGCGUAUUUCACAAAGUCGGGCUUGUAACAUUGAAUUAUACUCUUAAAAGGACAGAUAUGCAGUGGUCAUGUCUUUUUUUUCUCCAUGUUCAGCUACAAAGUUCACAAUGUACAAUGCCAUGAUUGAAAAGGGGACAGCAUAAAACACUCCUUUUAAAGAAAGUCCACUGAAAAUUGGAAAUAAAGACUGUAUGAAGCUGC
Molecule: messenger RNA, 5910 nt
Organism: Oryzias latipes (Japanese medaka)
Lineage: Eukaryota; Metazoa; Chordata; Actinopteri; Beloniformes; Adrianichthyidae
Gene: ap3d1
Product: adaptor related protein complex 3 subunit delta 1
Biological process (GO): neurotransmitter receptor transport, postsynaptic endosome to lysosome; Golgi to vacuole transport; anterograde synaptic vesicle transport
Cellular component (GO): terminal bouton; endosome membrane; presynaptic endosome
Source: RefSeq, a predicted model, not a curated record